Molecule: messenger RNA, 832 nt
Organism: Juglans microcarpa x Juglans regia
Lineage: Eukaryota; Viridiplantae; Streptophyta; Magnoliopsida; Fagales; Juglandaceae
Exons: 3
Coding region: 138-683 (181 amino acids)
Source: RefSeq, a predicted model, not a curated record
UCCCCCCCCCCCCAAGUUGUAAAGUCCGGCUCCGCCUCCGAUAUAAACACACUGCUGCCUCACCUUUACUACUGGUACAGGAGCUGUUGACUGGUUCUUGAUUGUGUUCUUCAUAAGCUUCAUGGUCAUAGUAAAAUAUGAAGAGGGCUAUGCCAUGGAGUGAUGAGGAAGAAGAUUUGUCCUCCAAUGAGUCUUCAUCCUCGCCUUCAGACUCUGAAGCUGAAGAUGGGGUUGGCAAGAAAAAGGCAAAAGAUCAGUCCAAAGCUGGCCAAACUUCCAAAGAAAGGACAUCUAAAGUUAAAUCUGGAAAGCAAAAGACUGGAGUCGUGGACUUUGAUGAAUUGAAGCGUCAUGGCUAUAAAGGUGGACCAUCAGUCUUGAAAGUGCCUCCACCCAAAGGCUUGGAUGACACGAAGCAAGACUGGUCAUGGUCUACUGGCAAGGAAAGUCGUGAAACUAAGGAGAUUGAGGAGUCUUAUGAAGACCGACAGAAAACAAGAGCUGCAUUAGCCUAUGGUGAGGAGCUGGCGAGGGUGGAAACUCGGAAAGAGAAGAACCUCUCUUUCUCUCAGAAGGAAAAGAGGAAAAGAGAGCUGGGGCAGGCUAGCAGGGGAAAGAGUUAUGUAGAAGAAGAAAAGAGGAUGUUAAGGGAGAGUGGCAUCUAUUCUGGUUUUGAUACUUGAUCCACGAUGCUUGUUGCAAUGUGUUUGACUAUGUCAUGUAGAAUAUUUGGAAACUUAGCUUUUCAUUUGUAGGGUCAUUAUUGAAUUAAAACGAUUGGGUUGUUGCCACUGAAAUAUAUGAUUUAUGGAGCUUCCGAUCUUGGAAUGCA